Messenger RNA from Adineta steineri, 690 nucleotides. Lineage: Eukaryota; Metazoa; Rotifera; Eurotatoria; Adinetida; Adinetidae. The record is from the annotation of a GenBank genome assembly.
AUGAAAAUACAUGUGCAAUUACAUUUUGAAAAACAACAUAUGGAUCAACAACUCAGAUACAAUCUUGAACAACCGCGUGAUUUUUCUAAUGAUUUAUUCUUUAUUACUGGUGUGAAUACUACAUCGAAUAAUCAUUAUUUGUAUGACAAUAAUCAUGAGCAACUGAAUGCUAAUUCAACUUUUCGUCCAAUGAUCAUUGAUUUGAAUGCUGCUUGGAACGAAGGACAUUUAUACCAAAAUGCACAACAACAACCCAUAGUUAUUCCGCAUAUUAAUCAACCGCACGUAAAUGAAGAUCCUUAUUUCACAGCAUUUAAUAAAGAUUCUACUAAUGCAAUGAUAAUAAACGAGAGACGUAGGCGAUUAGAAAACAAACGUCAACGUCAACAUCGAUCAUCAAACUAUCGCCGUCCUCGGCGAGUCACUCCAACAACAUCAUCAGACGACAUUUGUUGCUGUUGCUGUUGUACUGAUAUAGGUUCCAGUACGUCAAAUUCAGAUGAAGACAGUUGCUGUGAAUGCGGAGAUUGUUGUACUGCCGAUAGUUGCGACUGCAGUGGAUGUGAUUGCGAUUGCGGUAGCUGUAAUUGUGGUGGUUGUGAUUGCGGUAGCUGUGAUGGUGAUGCUUGUGAAGGGUGUGUGUCUAUUCUUGUAUGUUGCCUUUUGUGUUUUACUGCGUGUGAUAAUUAG